CAAAUGCCUGAUUACUAUUGGGGACUUGUGAAGAAGUAUGGAAUGUCUAAUGUUUGAUUUCAAUCUAGUUCUUUACUGCAGGAGGAAGAAUUUCACAAGCUAGCCGAUUCCACAAUGCAUGACCUGUUAGAGAAAUUAGAGGGAUAUGGGGAUUCGGUUGAUAUUGAUGAUUUUGAUAUAGAUUAUGGGAACCAGGUAUUAACCCUAAAGCUGGGGACUCUGGGCACCUAUGUGGUGAACAAACAAACACCCAAUAGACAAAUUUGGAUGUCUUCCCCCCUGAGUGGUCCAUCCAGGUUUGAUUGGGAUCGGGAUGCUCAAGCUUGGAUUUAUAGGCGGACUAAGUCAAAUUUGUUCGAAGUUUUAGAAAGCGAGUUGGAGCAAUUGUGUGGUCAAUCCAUCAAUCUUUCUUAAAGCUCUUAUGAUCACCAUAACAUAUGGUGGAAAGUUUCUCCUCAGAGUUGCCCAAUGGAGGUUUGCGAUUUGGUCAUCGAUUGGGCUAUAUUUUCUUCUCUCUCUUUUCUGUAUUAAUAAAAUUAUAUUCCUAAAUAAACCAUGGGUUUCCAAUUUAGCCCCUAUCUUGAAUUAAAUAUUUUUAACUGUACUGUUCCUCAAUUCUUGACCUUUGGACA
Rhododendron vialii is the source of this 632-nucleotide messenger RNA. RefSeq names its product frataxin, mitochondrial-like. Gene Ontology annotation, molecular function: ferrous iron binding; iron chaperone activity; ferric iron binding. The transcript has 4 exons. Gene Ontology annotation, biological process: intracellular iron ion homeostasis; iron incorporation into metallo-sulfur cluster. NCBI's taxonomy places the organism in Eukaryota, Viridiplantae, Streptophyta, Magnoliopsida, Ericales, Ericaceae. The record is from RefSeq and is a predicted model, not a curated record. The coding region runs from base 115 to 414 and encodes 99 amino acids. Gene Ontology annotation, cellular component: mitochondrion.